Messenger RNA from Sycon ciliatum, 1772 nucleotides. RefSeq lists its product as uncharacterized. The transcript is spliced from 3 exons. NCBI's taxonomy places the organism in Eukaryota, Metazoa, Porifera, Calcarea, Leucosolenida, Sycettidae. The record is from RefSeq and is a predicted model, not a curated record. The coding region runs from base 606 to 1562 and encodes 318 amino acids.
UGUCAACCUGUCGGAAGGUUACCUUCUUGCCAAAGCAUUUAGAAGUGUGACUAGUUUCGGCUCCGCAAUCCAGUGAGUCCUUACUUUAAUAGCUUUCAUGGAUGAGGUUGUUGGUAUGUCUGUUGGCUCUUGGUUCCCAGUACUCAGUAGCCGAGGCUGGUUGGUAAAGCAAGUCCAAUUUCACUUGAAGGUACCAGGGCAUCUAGUAUCUGCUUCUAUCAAAGCAGCGUGCUGUCUAUACUGGUUACCCCAGCAAGUGUAGGGUGUGCAUAUGUAACUGUCUUGGCUGAUUUACAUGGCUUCGCCAGUUGUGUGGACUAGACAGUUAUCUGGCGCAAAUCUUGAUCUGUCUCAUUCAGAUCUUGUUCGCUAUCGUUGCUAUAAGAGAAAAUCUGGGGGUGCUCAUCCAGUGCAUUUGCAGAUUUGCGUGCUUCUCUUGCGACGGGCGUAUACAUGGUACAUGGUACUGUGUAACACUGUACAGCCGGUCUUCUGGUUCAUUGUCAUUCAUAUUUGAAUUCUCUUUCAGCAAAUUCAUCGACGGUCAGAAGAGGCAUAUUCAUGUUUUUGUGUUUUUUGUUUUGUAUAUCUUUGUGUUUAGAACGAUGCCGUUUGACUUCUGGGAUAAUGUUGUUCUGCCAGCAUGGCAUGACAUAGCUCAAUGCCAGAUUACACAUGAAGCACUCAAGAAGGUCGUCAUGGCAAUUGAUGAACAUCAUCCACGUAUCAGCAGAGAUCCCAUACUGAAGAGACAUGUGUUGGCUUGGAAGAAGGGGUAUUCCAACAAAGGGAGUUCAGCAGAGGAUAGGCCAGUCUGCUAUGUUGGCUGGUUGAUUACCUACAAGAGAGGACCAUCAGGUGUCCAGGACUUCAUUCAAGCCAUCCAGUCUUCAUCUUUCCCGUCCAAUGGUGUUGUUGGUGGAGUGCUGGAGAGAAUUUGGAAAGCUCGUAAGAAUGAUCAUCCUGAUGAAGAUGUCAAGGAUCCAUAUUUCUUCAACACGGUUGUCAAGAGCAACCUACCACAGAUCAUCGCCAACCUAGCGACUGUACCAGAUAUAGUGCUCACUGAAGUAUUUGGAGAAGCCGACCUGGCUGAAGAGUUUAUCAGCACUUAUCGAACGGCAUGUGAGGCGGCCGGUCAUGUACGUGAUCUUCCACUUUGCUGUCAAUCAUCAAUUGGGGCGUCUUUACUGUACCCAACGUCCGGCUUUGUGUUCCUCUUUUAUGACUCACGCCACCCUGAUCUCACUCAACGACUGGAUAAAGAUUUCCUGAUCAAGAUCGACCGUGAGGCAGGAUGUGAUCGGAGUAGUCUUGUCCAACUUUUGACUUUGGCUAUUGAUUCACAGAGAGAGGCAGGUACCGCAAUGUCAAUGAUGAAUGAUGAAGGUGUGAUUGCAGUGAGAGAAGGACCAGGAGAUGCAGUUGAAGGUCAGUACUGUCCUUGUAGUGGUCCUCCAUUAAUGCACGGCCCUAUUUUAGGGGAAUGCAUACUCAAAGUUUGUCAGCCCGAGCCUUACGCUCGCAUUCCAGCGCAAGCUUUACAGCGUCCUGUACAUUAGGACUGCCUUUCUCAGCGCGGCGAAAACUGAGCGUCCAUAGAGUUAACGAGGAAAUUCUCAGCCUGACAAUAAAUCCCACUGAAAAUUUGAGCGCUGUGGAAAUCAGUGCCCACAAAGUCAGAACAAAAUACACCAGUGGUAGAGAAAGGCGCGCGGUUAAAGGGGAAGUUAAGCCUAAAAUCAAAAUUUCACCAGUUGUAGUCUUCAGGG